AUGGCACCACGUGGACGAGGAGGAAAGUUCUCAAAGCCUACCAGAGGAGGUGGCAAGCAUUUCUCCCGCGACCUGCAACCGCUAGACAAAGAAGGCAACCAGAUGGGUAUGUGGCGCGAACCAGGAGAAAAGGCAGCGUCCUCGGAGGAGGAUGAGGACGAGGACGAAGAAUCCUCAGAAGAAGAAUCUUCAGAUGGUGACGGGGAGUCCUCUGCUGCGCCCAAAGAAGGCGGUCAAGAGUUGACUCGAGAACAACGCAAAGAAAUAGCCCGUAAGAAGAAGCUCCAGGCCAUCGCCAAGAAGAAUCAAAAGGUCGCGGCGCCAGGAGACCUGCCAAGCAGCUCCGAGGAGGAGGAAGAGGAAGAGGACGAUGACAUGCCGGCAAAUCCCAACCACACACAGAAGGCUCGGUCGAUGGCACGAGCAGCGACUGGGACAAGUGGCGAGGCACCGAAGAAGGGUGACGGCGAGAAUCUCAGUAGACGUGAACGAGAAGCCCUUGCCGCACAACAGGCCAAAGAGCGAUAUCAGAAAUUGCAUGCUGAGGGCAAGACCGACGAAGCACGGGCCGAUCUUGCACGGCUGAAGCUGAUCAGAGAGCAACGUGAACAGGCCGCCGCACGCAAGCAAGCUGAGAAAGAAGAGCGAGACGCACGGGAGAAGGAGAAGAAUGAUCGAGAAACCAAGUUGAGAGAGGCGGCCAUGGGUGGUGGCGGAGCCAAGGCUGCCAAAAAAGGCAAGAAAUGA
This is a messenger RNA of Cladophialophora carrionii CBS 160.54, 747 nucleotides long. RefSeq lists its product as uncharacterized. The coding region runs from base 1 to 747 and encodes 248 amino acids. The transcript has 2 exons. Gene Ontology annotation, molecular function: RNA binding. Gene Ontology annotation, cellular component: cytosol. The record is from RefSeq and is a predicted model, not a curated record. NCBI's taxonomy places the organism in Eukaryota, Fungi, Ascomycota, Eurotiomycetes, Chaetothyriales, Herpotrichiellaceae.